Strigops habroptila (Kakapo) is the source of this 853-nucleotide messenger RNA. RefSeq names its product tudor domain-containing protein 7-like. The coding region runs from base 43 to 528 and encodes 161 amino acids. The record is from RefSeq and is a predicted model, not a curated record. The transcript is spliced from 4 exons. Lineage: Eukaryota; Metazoa; Chordata; Aves; Psittaciformes; Psittacidae.
GGCAGCUGAAGCCUUGGCUGGCAUGACCCAGCAGUUAGAGGCAUGGAGGUGGCUGCAAAUCCUUGUGCAGGCUGUGGAUUGAGCUUGGGCCUUUCUGACUGUUUCCCCCCUGUCCCCUUCCUGCUCCACCAGGUCAUUUGCCAUGCUGUUGCUUGCAGCGAGACCGAGCCAAUUGCUCAGCUGGUGGCCCGGCAGAGGAGUUCCAAGAGGAAGACGGGACGGCAAGUGAACUGCCAGAUGAGGCUGAAGAACACGUCUCCAGUCAAGCUGGCAGGAAAGCCCAAAGGAACUUUGAGACAGCCCAGGUCUUUGAGCGUGCCAGAAGAAGGCAGCAAGAGGCCUGUUCCUCGCUUGCCACGAAGCAGAGGAGUGGCGUGUGGUGUGGUGAAGCCCACUGUGGAGAGCGCCCGUCUCGCCCUGUCACCAGCUGCCGGGAGCGGAUCACCUAAAGAAACGCCCAUGCAGAGACACGUCACUGUGGUCAACAGGACUGUGUACAAGGACGAAUGUUUUGGUCAUGUAUCCUGAAAAACAAAGUUUACCUAUUGCGCUGCAUGCUGUUGUCUUGCAAAGGUGCACCAGAAGCCCACCUGCAGCAUUUGGGAGGAUUUCACCGCAUUCUGCACCCACAGAGAUCCGAAGACCUGCAGUGUUUUACCCACUGGACAGCCUGGCUGGCUCCUGUAAUUGCUUAUUUGAAAUAGGUGUUGGACUGCAACGUGUGAAAGUUGAAAAGAAGUGCAUUCAAUGUGAGGAGCAGUAUGGAACACCACUAGGACCUGAAAAAAGAUGUGGCACUUGUCUGCUGAAACAACACAUAGGAGUUGGGUUCUGGAAGAAAAGAAAAAGUCAA